Molecule: messenger RNA, 2898 nt
Organism: Lates calcarifer (barramundi perch)
Lineage: Eukaryota; Metazoa; Chordata; Actinopteri; Centropomidae
Gene: fgf7
Product: fibroblast growth factor 7
Exons: 4
Coding region: 793-1401 (202 amino acids)
Biological process (GO): positive regulation of gene expression; regulation of cell migration; lung development
Cellular component (GO): cytoplasm
Molecular function (GO): growth factor activity; type 2 fibroblast growth factor receptor binding
Source: RefSeq, a predicted model, not a curated record
CAUGCAAAUGUUCUUAAAGUACUUAGGAGCGCAUACCAAGGAGAGCCUGCUAUUCUAAGAGUUUGUAGCUCCCUCUCAUGUCCAGCGGGUGAGUGACAGCAAGAGGCAGGAAAGAGGGUGUUUCUCCACUGCAUCUCGGCCAGGGACAGCUGACUGGUUGGGAUCUAAUUGCUCUCAAGUGAGGUCAGCAGGAGGCAUUUAUCUAAGCAGAGUGCACAGCGACAGUGGAAGAUGCACAGAGUCGGCCUGCCAGAAACAGGGAGACAUCCAUGGGAAUUGACAGAAGCUCCCAGCUCUUGUUUAGCUUUACUGCAUUACUGGAUUUGGUUUACAACUGAGGCUACAGCUGUAGAACUAAAGAGUCUUCAGCUUAAAACUCUUGCUGAAAAGGAGCACACCUCUGACAUCUCCUGUCAUCCCAGAGAGCACAUUGACAUCCUGCAUAACAUUUCCUGAACUGGAUUAUGACAUCCCUUGUCAGACUAUGGUCUCAAGAGGAUGGAGCAGUCAAAGCGCACCGUCACUGAAUAACACUGUCACUCGUCUUCUCCCUCUUCAGACCACUCUCCAGCUUCAGCAACCCCCAACCACCUUCACACAGUCUCCUUUGCAACCACACCGACUCAACGUCCCACCAGGACUACGACUACUGCGGAAACAGGGAUCCGGAGGUCACAGCACAAGGGUCACAAGUCAGGGUUCAGGGGGGGUCGCUGGGCUGAGGGAUAGUGCGCAGAUCUCUAUCUCACAUUUCAGUAUGUUGUUCACUGAUCCCCACUGCAUUGUAUUAUAAUGCGCAAAUGGAUGCUGACAUGGAACCUUCAAAAUCUGUUCUCGGGACUGUACCUGCACGCAAUCUUUCUGUUUGGCAGUGUGUGUGUGGUCUACAGUGACUGCACUCCAGAGCAACUUGCCGCCAUCAUGAACUGCUCCAAACAUGAGCGCCACACCAGGAACUACGACUACAUGGAGGGAGGAGAUGUGCGUAUCCGACAGCUGUUUAGCCGCACGCAGUGGUUCCUAACAAUUGAUGACAGAGGCAAUAUCAAUGGGACUCAAGAUCCCACCGACUGCUACAGUAUCCUGGAGAUCAGGACAGUGUCUGAGGGGGGCAUACUGGCCAUCAAAGGUGUGAAAAGUCAGCGUUACAUAUCCAUGAACAAGGCUGGAGUGCUGCAAGGCAAGGAUACCUACAAUGAAAACUGCAACUUCAAAGAGGUUUUCCUAGAAAACUACUUCAAUGCUUACUCCUCGGCAAAGUGGACUAAAAAUGGAAAAGAAAUGUUCAUAGCCCUGUCGCAGAAGGGAAAACCAAUACGAGGGAAGAAGACCAGGAGGGAGCAUAUAGCAUCUCACUUCAUUCCUAUGAAAUGCAGGGAGGAGGAGAGGAGGGCAGAAUGAAAAAAGCAAAGGACUAAGUUGCAAUUUGUGUAUGAUUUGAGUCACGUAUUAUAUAUGUAAACAGACACAUGUAAACUCAUUACCAAAUCACACUCCACUCUCCUCAAGUUGUAGAUUAGUUGUGUAAUGUUCCAUAAUAUGUUGUCAUUUUCAUUUGAGAAAACAACAGAUAUCAGAUGGGCACAUUCAAGUAUUUCAAACAUCCUCAAAUAAGAUGCUGAAAUGAGAAAAUAUUUGAAAUAGCUUCAACUGGUACACAAACUGUAAAACCACUAAAGUCUACUCAAUGUUAUUGUUAUUUUGAGUUAAAUAUUGUAUUUCCUUAUAAAACAGUUAAGUGUUUUCUUAUAAAACAGCAAAAUAUAUUACGCACAGUCGGGACUGUAUCCUUUUCCAAAGAUGAUCUACACUCAGCCAGAUGUGGAGACCUGUGUGAUCAACAUAAAGGUCCGGAAGAGAGAUUUGGUUUGACUUAGAUGUGCUGAAGCAAGCUGGACUUGUCUUUUUAGUACAAGUGCUCAGAGCACACAAAACAUAGGCACACUAAAUACAAUCACAACAGCAUGUUCAGUGAAAUUAGAGUACGUAGGACCAUCUGUUUGUGGAUGACCUGUUUUGAUCUGUCUGUUCUUCUUGCAUUGAUAACCAGACUCUGGUCAAAUGCAUUGUAGCUGCUCACUGACUCCCUCUUCAUUAUCAUGUGAUUUUGAAAUGCUAAAAUAUUCUGCUGCUGCUGAAAAGCUAUACAGAUUAAAACACAAAGUGAACAACAAAAUAAAUGUGUAUGUUAUGCAAUCUCUUUCUAUCAGAGUUAAAAAUCUUGUACACUAAAAGGUCGUGUAUUUAUUUAUAGAUUUUUUUAAAGUUUCUAUUAAAGGCGCUAUAUGUCUCUUUAAACGAAACAAUGGCUGAGGCUCUGGGUAAGUAAAGAGCUGUUAAUGCAAAUCUUGGCUAUGUAGCAACAGCAAAAACUUACAUAUAGCACCUUUGCGCAAUCCCUGUUUCUUGCAAUGUCCAUUAUUCAACCUGGAUUAUUUACUGUGAAAUUGUUGAAGUAUAACAUUACAGACUGCAUUCAUGGUUUUUUUGACUACAAGGCAGAACAAAAGGCUUCCCAUUAAACUCACAGGACUUAGCUUAUUGAGUUAAUUUAGUUUAUAUAUUAACAAGUAAUGGCCCACAUACACAUCUUUUUGAUGUCAUUUUUCCAAUAUUCACAAGCACUUUUUCCUUCUUUGAUCAACGGUUUUUGAGAAAAAUAUCUGGUACUGAUAUCUUUAUCUAAAGUACAACCUACGUCUGUGAGAAGUGUUAAUCCUCAGUGAAUCUGGCAGUACUAGCAACCCUUUAACAUUAUGCAACUUCAGGAAGAUAAAUCUUUAUAUGAACUGAGCAACAAGCUCUGGAGUAUGAUGAAGAGGGAAUUUUAUUCUGCUGACACACUGUCACAAACAUUCAAUACACCCUAAUUAACUCAAUAAAUCAACUUGGAGAAAU